GAUUAGAGAGGCUUCCGGGGUGAUGUUGCUCAGAGACGCAGAGAGCCCUGAACGAAAUGGACGAGGGCAAUACCUACGUGAAUGUGAAGUUCGGAGAAACGGGUCCACAGUCUCCUUCCAACGAAGAUCCGACUUCCACCUACUCAGAGUUGAACUUUCCGAAAGACGAACCCCUCAUCGUUGAGGAUGAGGAUCCUGCCAUCGCCUCGGUGCGCGGCGAGCAGCCAAUCACUGCACAGACAGAGCAAACUUGUUACAAGGAUUGGGUCAGAAAUGAAGAUCGGUGUUAUUUCAUAUCCACGUUUGAAACAUCUUACCGUGGAGCGACGAAACAAUGUUCAAACUACACAUCGAGGCUUCUUCAAUUAAAUACAACAGAGGAAAAGAAUUUUUUUUUCAACGCUGUCUGCCAUCAAAAUAGAAAAUACUGGAUUGGAAAAUGUAAAGACGGGAAAGUGGCCUCUAAUGUCCUGUACAAGACACACUCUGGGAACCUCCAUUGCACUGAAUGUAAAUCGUCCAGUAGGCGAUCCCCUUGCAAUCGUAAUGAACACCAUUUCAUCUGCGAGACGGCUGCAUCUGUGUACCCGGAUAUUCCUGAGGAGAUCCAGGAUCUCUGUCGACAUCCAAUACGGGAGUUAUCAAUCAUGUGACAACCCCCGCUAUCUCCCCUGUCUCUCAACCCCACCGACAAUGUCCCAUCUGCCCCUCGGCCCUUCUUUACUCCCCUAUCCCUCUAUCGCACUCUCUCUCCAUAUCUCCUACCCUGUCUGACCCAAUGCGAUUUAAAGUGCCCCUCAGGCAAAAUGAGCCAGCACUACCCCCCGAUUUAAUCCUGGCCUAAUCACGGGACAAAUCGCAAUGACCAAUUCGCCCACCGGCAGUCUUUCGCCCUCUCCUUUCCGGCUCCCUCCUACGUCUGUCUCCCCUAUCUGAUCAACUCGAUCUCCCUCCUCUCGCUUGCCUGUCAGCACAAUCCUGUGCCUUCAGAUUCUCGAUUCCACGACCCUGGGGACUGUGCGCAUCCACCCUAUCUGUGCACCCCGUCGUUUUUGCAGCUCUGCAUCGUCACCCCUACGGUCCAAGGAAAAAUGCCCCGACUUACCCCACCUCUGUUCAUGCCUGUUCACACCGCGAGCACGGGAAAUAUCCUCGUAAAUCUCCCUCCAACCCUUUCCAGCUCAGUGCCAUCUUUCGAACAGCAGGGCGACCAGUACUGGAAACCGUACUCCAAGCGCGGCCUCACCGACGCCCUGUACAACUUCAACAUGACGUCCUGUCUCCUGUGUCCGUGCCCGGACUGAUGAAGGUCGGGUUGCCGAAGUUCCUGUCUGUCCGUGUCGCAUGUAUUCCACCGGAAUAACGAUCCGAUUUUUAUAUCUCCGACUGAGAUCAGUUCGGCACUUAUAUGUAAAGUUAAUGUAAAUUACAGUAAAUAAAUAAA
This is a messenger RNA of Hypanus sabinus (Atlantic stingray), 1444 nucleotides long. Its product is annotated as natural killer cells antigen CD94-like. NCBI's taxonomy places the organism in Eukaryota, Metazoa, Chordata, Chondrichthyes, Myliobatiformes, Dasyatidae. Bases 57 to 653 code for a protein of 198 amino acids. Gene Ontology annotation, biological process: detection of molecule of fungal origin; positive regulation of cell migration; positive regulation of phagocytosis. Gene Ontology annotation, molecular function: pattern recognition receptor activity; (1->3)-beta-D-glucan binding. Gene Ontology annotation, cellular component: cell surface. The record is from RefSeq and is a predicted model, not a curated record. The transcript is spliced from 6 exons.